Messenger RNA from Amphibalanus amphitrite, 2716 nucleotides. RefSeq lists its product as uncharacterized. The record is from RefSeq and is a predicted model, not a curated record. Gene Ontology annotation, molecular function: protein binding. The coding region runs from base 123 to 2138 and encodes 671 amino acids. The transcript is spliced from 2 exons. NCBI's taxonomy places the organism in Eukaryota, Metazoa, Arthropoda, Thecostraca, Balanomorpha, Balanidae.
AGGACAGCACCCCCGAUGGAUGAGGCAGUCUACCCUCAAGCGCCGUCCGAGGUGCUGAGUAGGAGAAGAACUCGUCGCGAGCUGCAACGCAGACGGCCGCGAGACCGAGAGCUAAACGGAAGAUGGGACUGUCUCCCCUCCUAGUGAUAAUUGCCUCAACACUCGGCGGGGCGUGGGCUGGUGCCUGUGGCGAGCAGCAACACGGCCGACUUCCGCCUCUUCUGGUCACCACUGCCGCGACGCCCACUGUUUACGCCUGGCCUGAGCAGAAGGUCGAGCUCCACUGCCGGCCGUCCCAGGCCGGCGGCUGUCGGUGGCUGAAGGACUCCAGAGAGCUGGGCACCGAGUGUCGUCUGAUCACUACUGAGCGGGGCACGAUACGCUGUGUUCGCGGAGAGGAGACGUGCGGCGUCAUCACACUUGAGAACCCGAAUCAUCAGCGAGUCGAAAGCGACCAAUUAAUCGAUUACAAUACCAAUUACGAUUACGAGUACGGAAGCAGUAUUUCCUUUUACGAUGGCUACAUCAAACGAUAUUGGAACUACAACGGCGAAACUCGAUGGAGCCAUAAGUCCUCGAUGUACUUAUGCUCCCGGUCAGGCACCAUCAUUCUCAAAAGCAAGGUGUGUGAUGGUACCAGACACUGCGGCGCGGGGGAAGACGAAUGGCACUGCUCGCCGCCCUGCGGACCGCCAUAUGUGAGCGAGAACACCAAGCUCUCCGAUCCAAAGGAGGAGUACCCGGACGGCAGCGACGCCACCUACGUCUGCGAGAGCGGCUUCAGUAUGGCCGAGUCUCUGAGCGGGCUACGGAGGACGUGCCGCGCCGGCCGGUGGGACGGGGCCGCGCCCGUCUGCCGGCGCAAUGUCGCCCUGGGACAGCCCAUCACCGUCACUGGUUUGCCGAUGGCAGACUGCAAAGUCGCUGUGGAUGGCUCGCUAGACACCUGGUGCAUGCUGGCACCCAGCAACGGCCCCAAGGUCCUGGCUGUCCGCCUGGAGGCCAACGCGACUGUAGAUAGGGUACUGGUGCGCGCGCUGGGUACACGCUACACCGUGGCGUUGCGGCCGAUGAACCAGACCAAGAACGAGGUCAACUGUCCGUGUCAGGAGCUGAGUAGCGACAAAAUAACGCCUACAGUAUCUGGAGUGAGAGUCUGCGUCUGUCCAGAGCAAGCAUCGACCGUCGGGCAGCUCGAGGUGCGGGUGUCGGCCGAGACAGGCGCCUUCCUGGCACUCUCAGUGGCAGACGUCGUGGCACUAGAGAGGUCCGACGAUGGUGAAGGGGACGAAUGCAUACUCCUUGGUCAACCAGCGCACGGACGGUACGAGCCGGCACAGACGGGCACUGUCAAACUCUCGUGCGACCCAGGCUACAGCCCGUCCUGUUCCGACGCUGUCCGGUGCUCCGACCUACAGAGCGGUACCACCCGCCUGAGCUGCUCGGCCGCAGAAUGUCCUUCCCCGCCCGCCAUCCCCAACACCAAGACCGGCCCGAAGAACGGCACCGGCUGGCGCUCUGUGGUCGAGUACAGCUGCGCCGCCGGCUACGCCCUGUACCCGUCGGAACAGAACACUACAUCGACAUGCGACUCGGACAGCCUAUGGUCACUCGGACACAUCUCCUGUGUCUUGGAGACCGACAUCCGCGUGAUUGCCAUGCGGCUGGGCGAGCAGCACGAGCGCAGCAUGGCCACGCUGCGUGCGGAGCUGGAGACCCCGCUGAUGAACCUGUUAGCUGACCAGAAUAGCACCGAGCAGCGGCUGAGCAAGCUGGAGCUCAGCAUGGCCGCACAGCGCGCUGAGCUUCAAAACCUGCUGGCGGGCCAGCGCCAGCUGCUGGCUGACCAGAACAGCGCCCAGCAGCGGUUGAUCAAGCUGGAGCGCGAGGUGGCGCAUCUGAGACUGGCCGAGGGAGCGUACCUGCCCGCUCAGGAGAGAGAUCCGACGGAGGACGCCACCGAGCCCGCGCCCGAGGAGGAGGGUGUGACACAGACUUCAGAGACAGCCCCAGACCGCGCUGUGGUCACCAGUCCUGAGCAGCAGCCGGCCGGCGCCGCGGACUCCGAGGAGCUGGAAGAGGGGACAGCUGAGACCACCCCGCCGUCAGACGUGGAGCUGAUCCCUCGGAUCUACUGAUCCAUCCCCAGACACUCACAUCCUUUUCUGAGCUGCGCACUGUACCGCGCUGGACGGUCACCAAAUCCGGCCUGAGAAGUGAUAGACGGCUUUGCCAGUUGCAGUGGACAGUGGUUUAUGUGCGAGAACUAAAACACCGCCGUCCACUAGUCGCCUGCCACGCACGGGACGGAGGUAACCCUAUAGGUACUGGUGCUUUUCCUGAACCUUCAUCGAGAGUAUUAGGAUACAAUUGUGAGCUUGUAUCGUGCCCAGAUGCGUCUCAGAGACAGCUCAUAGGAGGCAUGGUUUCGCGAAGCAUCACUUCGCAGACAUUAGCCGCUUCGCCAGUUAUUUUGUUUGCCUCGGCGGCAAAUAUGUAUCAAACGUCGCAAUUGUAAUCUGUGACGUGUAUGACGUCACUUUGUUGUGAAAUUAAAAUGGGCAGGUGUAUGUAGGUGAACUGAGGACUACAGACCAGGCUACAUACAUAGGUAGUCCGAGCCGGGCCGCUUAUUCUGAAACUUCCUAUUACACUCGUAUUGGAAAGACUUCGGCUCGUACAUGUUUACGAAUAUAAAAAGUGGUUGAAAUCCGAG